UGCAUCCUCAUGUCUAUUUAUACCAUCUCCCCCUUGGAUCAUGUAUUUUCAAACUCGCUCAUUUCACACACAGUUUGACCAUGAUGAAGGUAGCAAUCGCUGGGACCAGUGGGCUCGCCCAAUACAUUGCCCACUACAUCUCGACGCAAACGUACCACCAAUUUACUUCCUUUCCCGAUAUAGCAACCCAGGCCUCGCUGCGAAAGGCUGGCAAGUACUGGAAGUUGACUACAGCAAUAGCAGUAGCCUUCGAUAUGCCCUAACAGGAAUCGAUACAUACGCAGUUUUCGCCUGCGGUAUAUUCUACGAACGCUUUGCGCCAGGAGGCAUGGCAGCGUUUCAACUUGGUAAGGGUACGUAUAUAGAUGGUGAGGGGGAAUAUCUCAUGAAUAUCUGCAUGAUGAAGGCUGAGAUUCCUUAUUUUAAUGUUUUGGGGGCGCCCGUGGUCGUGUGUAUGACUUCCGCUCAGGAUUUGGCAAGGUAUAUUGUUGCAGCGCUGGAUUUGCCGCAGUGGACGACGGAGUUUAGAGUAUGUGGCCGCCGGAUGACGCUGGGUGACAUUGUAAAGGAGGCGGAGAUCAUACGAGCUUCUGGUGAUCUGCUGCAUCAAUGGCGGCUGACCCACCUGCUAGCGACAACCGCCGGUUGUUAUGACUUUGGGGAUCUGAAUUUGCAUCCACUAGUCAACGUCAGCCCGCAGAAGUUCCGACACUGGCUCCACGCCGCGUGGACUCCAGCAUUGCAGUAG
This is a messenger RNA of Blastomyces gilchristii SLH14081, 748 nucleotides long. RefSeq lists its product as uncharacterized. The record is from RefSeq and is a predicted model, not a curated record. Bases 41 to 748 code for a protein of 235 amino acids. Lineage: Eukaryota; Fungi; Ascomycota; Eurotiomycetes; Onygenales; Ajellomycetaceae. The transcript is spliced from 4 exons.